This is a messenger RNA of Nothobranchius furzeri (turquoise killifish), 3312 nucleotides long. It is a transcript of the gene nsmaf, whose product is annotated as neutral sphingomyelinase (N-SMase) activation associated factor. Gene Ontology annotation, molecular function: protein binding. NCBI's taxonomy places the organism in Eukaryota, Metazoa, Chordata, Actinopteri, Cyprinodontiformes, Nothobranchiidae. The record is from RefSeq and is a predicted model, not a curated record.
GCUGGUCACGUGACGUCAGUCAAGUUUCCGUGUUUACAGAGCUCGGACGACGAGCGCCUCGGUGUUGAGUUACACAGGAGGAUGCAGCGCGGUCAUGGCAUUUAUUAGGACACAAGAGCGAACAAAAGAAAGGUUUUCUCUCUUGUUGCUGGAUUUGGAGGAGUAUUACUUUGAGCAGCACACUGCAUACCAUGUGACCAGCGAUGCAAAGCAGAGAAGAACCAGAGGGUCCUUGAAGGUUUGCUCAAGAUCCAUCAUUUUUGAUCCAGAAGAUCUUGGAGAACCAAUCCUAAAGAUUCCUCUGCGAGACUGUCAGAAGAUUAAGUUUGAGGAGACAGAGAAGAAUCCUUUCAUCAAGCCAAAGCCACCGGUCAUUUCCGUUUCAUGUAAACAGGUGAUUUUCAUUAAGGAAAGCAACAUUAUAGCACCUUAUCAGAAUGAAAGGGGAUCAAAGACGCUUAACUUUGAGUUGGAGUCUUGGAGUAAAACAGAAGAUGUUGUUCAGACAUUUCUGCAGCUCCACAGAGCUUCCUGUCUGGAGAAACUUGGAGAUCAGACUGCUAUGAUUGCUGCUAAUCUGCAGUCGCGGUUAGCGAGGACGUCAUUUGAUAAGAACUGCUUUCAGAGUGUUGUGGAAAAGCCACACAUGGAGUGUUCAGCUGAGAUGGUCCUGCCUCUCGUGUGUAACCCAGGCCACGUUUGUGUUACGGAUCAAAGCCUCUACUUCCAGCCUCUUAACGGAUAUCCGGAACAUGUGAUUCAGAUCAAACUGCACAGAAUCAGGAGGAUCUACAAAAGACGACACGGCCUGAGACCUCUGGGGCUGGAGGUGUUCUGCACUGAGAACGACUUCUGCUCAGACAUCUACCUGAAGUUUUACCUCCCCACCGACAGAGAUGACAUCUACUACUACAUUGCUUCUUUCCUGGAGAACCACAUGACCGAGCACACGGCUGAGAGUUACAUGCUGCAGUGGCAGCGCGGUCAUCUCAGUAACUACCAGUACCUCCUCCACCUCAACAACCUGGCCGACCGCAGCUGUAACGAUCUGUCCCAGUACCCCGUGUUCCCCUGGGUGGUGUCUGACUACACCAGCUCACAGUUAGAUUUGGCAAACGCUGCCACAUUCAGAGACCUGAGUAAACCAGUAGGAGCCUUGAAUAAAGAGCGACUGGACGGCCUGCUGGCUCGGUACAGAGGCAUGCCGGAACCCCGCUUCAUGUACGGGAGUCACUACUCGUCUCCGGGAUACAUCCUCUUUUAUCUAGUCCGAGUCGCUCCAGAGCACAUGUUGUGUCUGCAGAAUGGUCGUUAUGAUCACGCAGAUCGGAUGUUCAACAGUAUUGGUGACACGUGGAAAAACUGCCUGGAGGGGGCAACGGACUUUAAAGAGCUCAUUCCAGAGUUUUACGGCAAUGAUUCCAGCUUCCUGGAAAACGGUAUGAAACUGGAUUUGGGCAAACGGCAGAACGGAGCGUUAGUUGGUGACGUUCUCCUUCCUCCUUGGGCCUCAGACGCCAGGGAUUUUCUCCAGAAGCACAAGGAAGCCCUGGAGAGCCAGUUUGUGUCGGAGCAUCUUAACGAGUGGAUCGACUUGGUGUUUGGCUUCAAACAGAGAGGCAGUGAGGCUGUAGCAGCUCAGAACGUGUUUCACCCGCUGACUUAUGAAGGUGGAGUCGACUGCGACAGCAUCAAGGACACCGAUCAGAGAAUCGCUAUGCUCACCCAAAUCCUGGAGUUUGGUCAGACUCCCAAACAGCUGUUCACCAGCCCUCACCCUCAGAGGAUCAUACCCAGGUUUCAGAACAACACCCGAAGCUCCAGCAUAAGCUCCCCCACCAGUGAGCUGGCCCCAGGGUCUCUGUGUGAGGACUCGUCCUUUGAAGACCUGACAGAGGAGAGCAGGAAGAUGGCCUGGGCCAACAUGGAGAGUCUGGAACGGAUCUCCAGUCACAAGAUCCAUAAGGAAUCUGUGACGGGGAUCGCUGCCACUCGAGACGGAGCUUCAAUCUUCUCUACAUCUCAAGACUCGACACUUAAAAUGUUUUCCAAAGAGCUGAAGGAGUUCCAGAGAAGCAUGUCCUUCUCUAACAUGCCGUUAUCCUCAUGCUUGAUGCUGCCCGAGGGUAAAACUGCGGUGUGUUCUUCAUGGGACAACAACGUCUAUUUCUACUCCAUCCCAUACGGGCGGAGGCAGCACACGCUGAUGGGUCACGAUGACGCCGUCACCAAGAUGUGCUGGUUUGAGGAUCGGCUCUUCACGGCGUCCUGGGAUUCUACCGUUAAGAUCUGGGAGUGUGCUUCCAUCAGCUCAUCCAGUCACAGGAGAUCCCAGUUUGAGCUGCUGGCUGAACUGGAACACGAUGCUGGGGUGAACACGGUCAGUAUGAAUCCAGCUGGUACUCUGCUGGUCUCUGGCUGUAAAGACGGGACAGUCACCAUCUGGGACACCAGCAGCUACAGGAGCCUUCAGCAGGUCUUCUGCCAUACAGGGACCAUCCACCACCUGGCUUUCAGUCCUGAUAGCCGACAUGUCCUCAGUGUUGGUGCCGACUCCUUCAUGAAGGUCACUGAUGUCCAGACAGGAAUGGUGAUCUCGUCUGUGAAGGCAGAGGAGGAACAGAGGUGUUUCUGCUGGGACGGGAACACGGUGCUGUGUGGAGGACAAUCAGGAGACCUCCUUCUGUGGGACCUGCUCAGUAAUACGGUCACCAAAAGGAUCCCUGCACACUCGGGUGUAGUCACAGCCAUGUGGAUGAAUGAUCUCUGCAACACCGUGAUCACAGGAGGAGAUGACAGGCAGAUCAUCUUCUGGAGACUCCAGAGCUAAAAGACUCUAGCCGAGGAGAUCAAACAUUCGUUGCAGUAUAACCGAUGCCACCGAACAUGUAUCCUGCAGAUGACGCGCCCCAGCUACCUGAAGAGACUUGUGAUAAGAGCUGAAAACGUCCUAGUUCCAGCAUGCCAGGGCAUUUAUUUGUUGGGUUUAUUUUUUUUAUGUUGUGAGAGAAAACGUCCAAAUGCCGUUUGUGCGUGAGAGCAGGAAGCUAAACCACGUCUUUGCCUUAUUCCCAGUUUUUCUUUUAUCCCGUCAUUCAUGCAUGUGUGGGUUUUAUGUUUAGCUUUGGUUUGCUCCUCUGACCGAUUCUGCAACCAGAACAAAAGUUAAGAUAAGAAUACACGUAGCUCUGCUUUUAAAAAUAAUGUUUCAUUCUUCAGCUUUGUAUGAAUUUUACCAUUUGGAGUGGAACUAAUGUAUCUGUCAGUGCUUUAUGCUGCUCAGGUGUUUCAUAAACACUGUUACCUCAGAAA